CCGCCAGUCAAUCAGCAUCGCCAUGUCCUACAUUAUUGUACAAUAUUAUCCUGAAACAGACUAAGCAAUUAAGAUCCGAUCCUUCAGGGGUCUACGGCCCAUUUUGCCAUCCACUCAACUCUGUUCAACAUCACUGCCUGUCAGUGAUUAUCAACACGGGCCGCUCUUAAUUACAUCUCACGCUGCGUUGGGAAAGAGAUUAGGAAAUGGCUCUUCCAGCUGAACCAGGGGAUUCCAAAUUCACCGUCUUCCUCCGCCUGCCGUUUCCCAGAGGAGACUUCGUGGAUCCUCCGCCUGUUGAAUGGGACGCAGCAAAAGACCAGGCUCUUUGGGAUGUCCUGUCGCGGCCUUCCAAGGGAGAUGAUAUAGACUGGAAAACACUUGCAAAUAAUUUCGGCGUGACUCUGCAGUUCUUUCUGCAGCAAGCUGCGUGGCUCUGUGACCGGCAGUUGACCCAGGUUCGCGCGCAAAUGCGCAAAGUGGGCACGGCCCAGUCAACUUCUCCGUCGCCAAUGCUUGGCUCGACUUCGGGGAGUGCUGCUGGUGCCCAAGUAUCCCGUCCCCCUCCAAGCCGUCUUACGACACAACAGAAAGACACGCAGCCGCAACGAAUCGUUCCCCAGCGCACCAGUUCCAAUGCUACCAUCAACCAAAUCAAACGAGAUCAAUCGCGCAAUGCCACACCUACGGCAGAGAUGAAAGAUCCCAAGCCUGAAGGUUCCGGUCGUCGACCUUCUGCAAAUAUCCGGGAGCAACCACCACCUGCGCCGGCUCGCAGAACCCCUACCUUGGAAGAAGAGGACCUUUCGACGAGUUCAUCCGAGUCAGAGUCAGAUGAAGAGGAGGAGCUAGACAGCCGGCGGAAUCCCAGGUUCAAGCGCUUCGGGAAGUUCUCUAUGCAUCGACCGGGUCUGCGGGACGAUGAAGAAGAUGACGAGGAUGACUCGCCAGCUUUCCUCCCUUACUCGCGAGACGUUGAACAUAGGCCUCGGGAGCACAGUGGACAGGACCUCAAUGCAACAUUGCGUCUCAAUACCGGAAGCCCAGAUGUCUACCGCCGGCGUUCAGCGGAGCAUCCUCAGACUCCUCGAAACCCCAUGACAGCAGAAUCUUCAAUGAGCUCUGCGAGCUCCGGGGUCCCUGUGAGUCACCAGCCGAGUGACAGCAGUCGACAAGCAAGCCAAGUCGCAAGUCCACGACGAGGCGAGUUGGCCAGCCCGCGGCGGUCGAGAGAAGCCAGUGAUGGCACGCCCAGUAUUGGGAGCAGCUUCAGCGACCUUGAUGACGCAGGUAUUACACAGUCAGCGCUUGAAGAGGUACUACUCAGCAACAUGCAGGGCGGAAUGGCGAGUCGGAUGAGCACCAUCAGCCAAGCUUUCCGGAGUCGCUACCUGUAAGACAUAGUAUGAUAUAAGCUUGAUAUAAGAUCCUAAACUGUCAAUUAUACCAUUUUACUCUUUAUGUAUGAAUGUUUAUGCGGAGAAUCACGUGGUACCCCGCGGCAGUGACGUCAACCCGUUCAUUCCGAAAGCGGUGAGACAAAGAAACCGACCGAGCCCCUCGGCAUAAGCGGAGUUGAGGCUAGGGAACCGGUCAGCGUGCAUUAUUAUCCUACUAAGC
Aspergillus glaucus CBS 516.65 is the source of this 1620-nucleotide messenger RNA. Its product is annotated as multidomain presynaptic cytomatrix related protein. The record is from RefSeq and is a predicted model, not a curated record. Bases 207 to 1397 code for a protein of 396 amino acids. NCBI's taxonomy places the organism in Eukaryota, Fungi, Ascomycota, Eurotiomycetes, Eurotiales, Aspergillaceae. Gene Ontology annotation, cellular component: phagophore assembly site. Gene Ontology annotation, biological process: autophagosome assembly. The transcript has 7 exons.